AUGAACUCCGAUCUCCUUCCUCCACCUCCACCCCCAGAAUAUACUCAAUCCCUUGAAGAUUUACCCAAAUAUACUUCAUCAUUAAACUACUAUGGAUUAUCAUUAAUUAAAACAGAAUUCAUAACCCCAUAUCAAUACAAUAAUGGCAACCGUUCCUGGAAACCAGUAUUACUCGAGUUGAAUUCUACUCAAUUGAAAAUAUACAAUUUGAACGUUGAUAAGAAAUUACAGGAUUUACUAAUAUGUUUAUAUUUUGAAUUAAAUUGUUUAGAUCAAUUAACUAAAGAUAUCAAUUCUCAUUAUAAAAAGAGUAAAGGUUUUGAUUAUAGUGAAUUAUCAUCGAAUGAUACCGACGAUAUCAGUGAUUUGUUUUCUGGUGAUGCCUAUGGUGGUAAUGAUAGUUCCAAGUUAUCUUUAAAUGAUUCCAAAUUGGGCAAAUUAAAGAAUAAAUUUAAAAAUCAAAAGUCUAGUAAAACAUUACAAUCAAUAAAAUCUUAUUACGACGAUUUAUUAAAAGACAAUAAAUUUUUUUUUGAACCAACAUCUUUGACAAAAGAAUAUAAUCAAUUUGCUAAAAAAUAUCGAGGUAAUUUAAUGCAUUGUUAUUCUUUAGCAAAUUUACAGGUUGGGGAAGCACCUUCUUUGAACCAAAUAAUUUCAGCAAUUUAUAAAGAAGAACAUAAUGGUAACACCAAUAAUUCAUCACUUGUCAAAUAUAAAAAUACAUUGCGUCUUCGAAUUGAAUAUAAACAAAUCUUACUUCAAUUUUGGUCAUUCUUUGGUAUGAUUAGUUGGUUUAGAAAUUUCACCAUUGGAAGAGAUUUGAGUGUACCUGUUGAAGCAAGACAUGUAUCACGACUCAAAUCUAUACCUUCAAGAAACACAAGUCGAAACAAUGCAUUAUUGGCUGCCACUGCUGCUGCUGCAAACUAUGGAAGAAAUAGGGACAGGGACAGGGACAGGGACAGGGACAAUUCUCCAGUUGAUGGUGUUGACGAAGAUUUGUCGAUGUUUCACUCCAACUAUUUAACUAUUAAAGGUCAAGAUAAUAAUAGUCAUUCCGAUACCAGUAGUGAGAAUUCGUCGGUAUUUGAUAAUGAGAGAAGAGGAUCUAUAGUAUCAACAACUACAUCAAUAGAGCCAAUUGACCAUGUCACUAUUAAUAAUUACAAGUUUUAUUCCCAAGAGUAUACCUUCACCACUGCUGAAAAGCAAUACAUUUCUAAUUGCAUACCAGAUUUGAAUUCUUUUGAUAAAUGGAAUGGGAAAUUAAUUACCAUCAGUAAUGUUGGUCAUUUUGUGAAAGAUAAAAGAUCUUUUGAAGACAAAGAUGAUGUUUUCAUUAGUUAUGCUGCAUUAGGGAACUUGGUACAAUCAUAUGAUAGAAAAUCUCAUGACGAUUCAUCAAUGAUUACAACCCAAACUUUUGUAAUUCAUCAAAAAGGGUUAGUUGGUUUAGGGACACAAAUUUGA
Candida dubliniensis CD36 is the source of this 1473-nucleotide messenger RNA. RefSeq lists its product as uncharacterized. The coding region runs from base 1 to 1473 and encodes 490 amino acids. NCBI's taxonomy places the organism in Eukaryota, Fungi, Ascomycota, Pichiomycetes, Serinales, Debaryomycetaceae. The record is from RefSeq and is a predicted model, not a curated record. The transcript has a single exon.